GACCAGCUUCCCAUCGCUCAUGUUUUGAGGACAUUUCUGUCUUGCUGUUUAUUGUGUAUGUGCUGUGUUGUGGGCAAGAUAGCGCUGUGUUUUGACAGCGCCUGUGUGUAGCCUACAUUGAGGGCCUCAGGCAGCUAGAGUCCUCGUUGCACAGCCAAUCAGACGGUGAAUUUCGGCCCGCAGUUGAUGAAAUGGUACUGGCGUCGACGGCAAAUUCCAUCUCUCCCAUGCCUAGCCAGAGCGACAGCAACAAUAGCAUCGACCAUGGCACCGGACGCUCGCGGCCAACGUCAGCUAAGCACAACGUGAGUGGUCAAGAUGAGUCCACAGCGAUUGGCACAGCACUUCAUGUCCCGGAAAAAGACGCUGCCGCUCCUAUCAUCGGAGAACUCGUUUCGGAGACCAAAGCCGAAGAAGAUACUUCCCCUGAGCAUCAUGAGUCCGAAGUAGAAAAUACCGCCAAUCACCUGCACGGAAUUCCUCUGGUCAUUCUUACUAUCGGUUUGUGUCUAGCAACACUGACUGUUGCCCUGGACAAUAGCAUCAUCGCUACUGCGAUCCCUCGCAUCACAAGCGACUUUGAUUCAUUUGACGAUGCCGGAUGGUAUGGCUCGUCAUAUCUUUUGACAACGACUGCAUUGCAGCCAAGCUUUGGGAAGGUCUAUUCUCAAUACAACGUGAAAUGGACCUACAUGAUAGCUUUAUUGCUGUUCGAGAUAGGUUCCGUGAUCUGUGCAGCGGCACCAAACUCUGUUGCUCUCAUUGUUGGCCGUGCAGUCGCUGGAGGAGGAGCUGCUGCCCUCUUUAGUGGCGCGAUGACCAUCGUUGCCUUCUCCGUUCCGCUGCACCGACGAGCAAUUUACAUCGCGGCCUUAUCGAGCAUGUUCGGCAUAGCCUCUGUUAUAGGACCUAUACUCGGAGGCGUCUUCACAGAUCGAUUGACAUGGAGAUGGUGCUUUUGGAUCAACCUUCCGAUCGGAGGUGUCGCCAUUGUUGCCGUGUUUUUAUUCUUCAACAACCCGAAGCGUCCUGAGAACACGCUCACGAAUAAACAAAAACUGAAAGAGAUCGACACUCUUGGAGCUUUAUUUCUAAUUGGUGCAAUAGUUUGUCUACUCCUUGCCCUACAGUGGGGUGGCACUACGUAUCCAUGGGGGAACUCGAAAGUAUGGGGAAACCUACUUGGCUUCGGACUUCUCUUGAUCGUAUUCGUUACCAUUCAAUGGAAGCGAGGAGACAAGGCAACUCUGCCUCCACGAAUUCUGCUGCGUCAGAGGACGGUACUGGCAUCCGCCCUGUUCUCGACAUGCCUUGCUAUAGCGCUCUACAGCCAUAUAUUCUACUUGCCGUACUACUUUCAGAGUGUCAAAGGAACAACUGCCGAGGAAAGUGGAAUUCGUUGCAUCCCCUAUCUAAUCGCGGUCACUCUGGCUUCGAUAGUAACUGGCGUGGCCAUCACCUAUCUGGGCUAUUACAGCCCUUUCACUUGGAUUGGUGCAGCUAUUUUUGCAAUCGGAAGCGGUCUGCUGUAUACGCUUCGCGUUAAUUCCUCGUCUGGUACCUGGAUAGGAUACGAAAUAAUGGCUGGUUGGGGUUCUGGGAUGUGUGUACAGAUCCCUUUCGUUGCCGUGCAAGUUGUGACCUCGGAGAAAGACAUGCCUGUUGCCAAUGCUAUUGCAAUCUUUUUCAACUCUCUCGGGGGUGCUGUCUCAAUUAGCAUUACCCAGAACAUCUUCGCGAACACACUUUCAAAGGAGCUAGCCAGUAGAGCACCUGAAGUGAAUGCGCCGCUGAUCAUCGCCUCAGGGGCUACGCAGCUUCGUACCUUGGUUCCGCCUCGACUGUUACCACAAGUGCUUGAUGCAUACAUGAAAGGGAUUACGACUGCAUUUGUAUUGCCCAUUGCAGCUGCUUGUCUAGCAUUUCUUAGCUCGACGCUGUUCGAAUGGAAGAGCAUAAAAGGCAAGAAGCUUGCUAUGGGGGGAGGUGUGUGACUGAUAGAUAGAGCAAAAUUGAGAUCUACUUCAAAUCUUGGCCAAU
Pseudovirgaria hyperparasitica is the source of this 2040-nucleotide messenger RNA. Its product is annotated as putative major facilitator superfamily transporter. Gene Ontology annotation, biological process: transmembrane transport. Gene Ontology annotation, molecular function: transmembrane transporter activity. Lineage: Eukaryota; Fungi; Ascomycota; Dothideomycetes; Acrospermales; Acrospermaceae. The coding region runs from base 192 to 1994 and encodes 600 amino acids. The transcript is spliced from 4 exons. The record is from RefSeq and is a predicted model, not a curated record.